Molecule: messenger RNA, 639 nt
Organism: Cooperia oncophora
Lineage: Eukaryota; Metazoa; Nematoda; Chromadorea; Rhabditida; Trichostrongylidae
Source: the annotation of a GenBank genome assembly
AUGAUCAGAGCAGCAGAGCAAUCUAUCAACAUGCAAGGGAUGCUGGAUGCAACCGGAGAGUCGACUAUGCACGUGCCAUUUCGAAAACUCACCGAGAAAAAGAAAAAAGUCCUCGACAAGAAGAAUCCAAUUCCAGGGCCAAAUCAUCCCUCCUACCUUACUAUGAUCAAGGGUGCAGUUCUGGCCCUAAACGAGAGCAAAGGUGCCAGCAAGCCGGCGAUUCUGAAGUACUUGGCUCAGCACUAUCAGCUUGGUGAAAAUCUUCCAAAGAUUAAUUCCCAUCUGUGCAUGGCACUCAGGAAGGCGCUUAAAGAAGGCAAUAUUGAGCAGGUGACAAGCGGACACGGUGCAUCUGGCAGUUUCAAAAUGACUGGCUCAUCAGCGAAGAAAACCGGUACCACAAAGAAAUUCACUGCUGCCAAGCCUGUAGUGCCAAAAGCUAAACAGGUAAUCAAGAAGAAGGCUGCUCCUGCCAAGACUGUAAACCCGAAGGUAGCAAGAAAGAUCGUGAAGAAACCGACGAUUAAGAAAACGAUCAAAAAGAAAACUGUCAAGAAACUGGCCCCUGGAGGAAAGCUACGUAUGCAGAAGAAACGUGUUGUGGGCAAAAGCAAAGCGCCUAAGGCAAAGAAGGCCUAA